Molecule: messenger RNA, 1584 nt
Organism: Phlebotomus argentipes
Lineage: Eukaryota; Metazoa; Arthropoda; Insecta; Diptera; Psychodidae
Product: cilia- and flagella-associated protein 206-like
Exons: 2
Coding region: 1-1584 (527 amino acids)
Biological process (GO): regulation of cilium beat frequency
Cellular component (GO): ciliary basal body; axoneme
Source: RefSeq, a predicted model, not a curated record
AUGUCUUCCCUGGCCAGGGCGAUACUGGAGGAGUGCGUGCGCCAGGAUGUGCUCGUGGACGACGACUUUGUGGCCUUCUACGUCACCAGCUUGGCGACGGAGACCGAAGAGGUUGGGCGAAUUGUGGACUUCCUGGCCGACAAGAGGCGACCAGCGCUCAUCACGCUGAAGAUGCAAUUCUACGUGACGGAGAAUCCCGUGGCCGUGGAGCGGAUCAAGCAGAAGCACAGGGAUGUGGUGAAGCAGAAGACAUCCCGGCUGUCCAGGGAGAUCCUCGAGGGCUGUCCCAAGAGCAAGGAGGAGCGGGCAAAGCUGCUGCGGAGAAUCGUGGUGGAUCUCGUGGUGAACAACAGCAUCGGCAGUCCGGCCAAUGAGAAAGUGCUGGAAGAGACCGAAUCGGCUCUCAAGAGCGUCAUCUCCGAGAGCGACGUGACCACGUUCGCGAGCCUCAGACGAGUGGACAAGAUCAGAACGCUGGAGGAUCUCAGGAGAAUUGUCUGUGGCAUCAGAGUGUUCAACAGCGACGCCGGACACUGUGGCGAAGGCAUCGUGAACUUGGCGGAGAUCGUGGAAAAGUCCCUGGAAACCACAAUUAGUCUCCUGAAAGGCUCUCUUGAGGCCACAAAGAAGAGGAGUCACAUCUACUUCUCCUUCCUAUCGUCUUGCCUGACCACCAAAGGGAUCAAAUUGCCUUCUUCUUGCUCUGCAGAACUCUUUGACAUCCUCAAGGAGAUUGGGAUUCUCUCUGUCCAACACGAGCACUUCCUCAUCUCCAUUCACGGUCUCGUAGUGGCCUUCAAAUUCGAUGUCUUCCAGAUUCUGGACUCCUUCAAGAACCUCUUGCGUUCCAUCCACGAGAAGGUAAAGUAUCGCACGGCGAUUCCCACCGAUGAAAUUUAUCCUAAGUUCAAGGAUUUGGGCGUCUUGUGGCUGGAACUGCAGGACUGCGUGCACGUUCUGUCGGAAGUGAAUCUCAUGAAUGACAAUUUAGCCUUCCUUGCCGAUCGCACCGGCAGCUACGAUGAGAUAGUUCUGGGCAUGCUGCCUGAGAGUGCUGAAGAGGAUCAAAAUGGUGAUUCUGCAGAAAAGAUCUCAAUUCCUUGCCACCUGAAGGACUUCAGAAUCGUUGAUUCAAUACCCAGAGAGAAAAUAACCUAUUCUGGCUUCUGCCCAUGGGCUUUGUCGCACGGAAUCCUUCUGCCAGGCAAUGAAUCCUUGGGAAUCAUUCAGUUUCAGGAAUCUAUCAAUUAUUCCUUCUACUCGAGAGAUUUUGCAGAAACUGCUUUGUCGAAGAUGCGUUCAAUUGAGAAGAAAAUCUCACAGGAAGUAGCCUCUAAUUCUCAGCUGAAGAUUCUGCUGGACUUCCAAAGUAAGUCGUGGAAGCCGGACACUGAGAAAUUGGCUAAAAACGUGAGAAUUGACCAAGAAAUGCAGACAGAACUUCAUCCAAUCCCGAGUUUCUUCGAUCGGAGUCACUCUUCAAGGCGCAGAGAUAAGGACAUGAAGUGUCACUCUACACAGACCUUGCGAGAGUCCUGCACGCAAACUAUAGAGGUAGAGGAUAAGAAUGUGCAGACAAAUUAA